AUGGCAAAAACAUUAGGUAAAACGCAAGCAGUCACCAUAUUUCUGGUGAUCUAUCCGCGCUCAGGAUACUGGCAAGUUUCAAUGAAGAAAGAGGAUCAAGCCUUUAUAGUAGCAGCAGUAGUAGUAGCAGUAUUAGUAGUAGUAGUAGUAGUAGUAGUAGUAGUAGUAGUAGUAGUAGCAGUAUUAGUAGUAGUAGUAGUAGUAGUAGUAGUAGUAGUAGUAGUAGUAGUAGUAGUAGUAGUAGUAGUAGUAGUAGUAGUAGUAGUAGUAGUAGUAGUAGUAGUAGUAGUAGUAGUAGUAGUAGUAGUAGUAGUAGUAGUAGUAGUAGUAGUAGUAGUAGUAGUAGUAGUAGUAGUAGUAGUAGUAGUAGUAGUCAGUUUCAGUUUAUACAACCAUUAA
Molecule: messenger RNA, 399 nt
Organism: Fasciola hepatica (liver fluke)
Lineage: Eukaryota; Metazoa; Platyhelminthes; Trematoda; Plagiorchiida; Fasciolidae
Source: the annotation of a GenBank genome assembly